CAAACGGGCGCACACGCGCGCUCCCCGCGGAACCCCGCCGGUCGCGCUGCGCUGUCCCGGAGGCGCUCCCGAGCCGCCCGGCCGCCAACAUGGCCGAGACGAGCGAGGAGGUGGCGGUGCUGGUGCAGCGGGUGGUGAAGGACAUCACCAACGCCUUCCGGAGGAACCCGCACAUAGAUGAAAUUGGCCUGAUCCCAUGUCCUGAAGCUAGGUAUAACCGGAGCCCCAUAGUCCUGGUUGAAAACAAACUUGGUGUGGAGAGCUGGUGUGUCAAGUUCCUUUUACCGUAUGUCCACAACAAGCUCAUUUUGUACAGAACAAGAAAGCAAUGGCUGAACAAAGAUGAAUUGAUAGAUGUCACACGCACCCUGCUGCUUCUAAACCCAGACUUUACCACGGCAUGGAACGUGAGAAAAGAGCUGAUCCUCUCUGGCACUUUAAAUCCAAUUAAGGAUUUACAUCUGGGAAAACUGGCCUUAACUAAGUUUCCAAAGAGUCCAGAAACAUGGAUUCACAGACGAUGGGUGCUACAGCAGCUACUUCAGGAAACCUCCUUGCCUUCCUUUGUGACCAAAGGAAACUUGGGAACAAUUCCUGCGGAAAGGACACAGCGACUAAUACGAGAAGAGAUGGAGGUCUGUGGUGAAGCGGCAGGGAGAUACCCAAGCAACUAUAAUGCCUGGUCCCAUCGCAUCUGGGUUUUACAACACCUGGCCAAGCUAGAUGUCAAGAUUCUUCUGGAUGAACUAUCUUCUACUAAACAUUGGGCAUCCAUGCACGUUUCAGACCACAGUGGAUUUCACUACCGCCAGUUUUUGCUAAAGUCUUUGACUAGCCAAACUGUGAAAGAUAGUUCUGUGUUGGAGCAAAACCCUUUAAGAAGUGAGCCAGCCCUACUUCUUCCACAAGAUGAAGCAGCAGCAGCUUCCACAGAGGAACCAAGGAUAAAUAUUCCCCAUCUUCUAGAGGAAGAAGUUGAAUUCACCACUGAUCUUAUUGAUUCCUACCCAGGACAUGAAACCCUUUGGUGUCAUAGGCGGCAUGUUUUCUACCUUCAGCAUCACUUAAGUGGUAGUUUUCCUCACAGUGUGACCCAAUUGUCAGCUGCAGACAGCCUUGUGGGGACUUCAAGUGACUUGCACCACAUCCCAACAGGCCCUCGCACAGCUCAGGCAAUGGAAGUGGAUGGAUUGAGUGACUCAAGCAAGCAAAGCUAUUCCCAGGAAACAAAACGCUUGAAGCGGACCCCAGCUCCACAUUCCGUAGGCCUGGAAAUGGAACAUAGGUUCAUCGAUCAAGUAUUGUCCACUUGCCGGAAUGUAGAGCAGGCCAGGUUUGCCAAUGCAUAUAGGAAAUGGCUGGGGACAUAUUCUGAAGAUAUUCUCUAUUUCCAAUGAAUUCCAUACUCCAUUAAACACACGCACACAUGAAAUAUGAAUAUGAGCUGCUCCUCUAAAAGUUCCUCUGGUGAUGGAAGCUGUCUUGCCCUGUGUAUGCAAAGAAUGUGAGUCAUAGUGGCAGAAACAAUUGUGGCCACCAUGUUUUGUCUGUUAUCCUUUUUUACUAGCUAGGUCACCCAUAGUGCAAAGAGAUGAUGUAGGGAAAGGCAGACCUCUCCUAUCACUGUUAGGGAAACUCUGGAAUUCAAUGAGACAUAUUGCUGUAAGGGAAAAGAAUAAGUUCUUUACUUGUGCAUCAUGAUUUUGUUGAGUGGCAAAAUGUUGAGACUUAAGAACACUAGAAAAAUUGUCCAGCCUGGUUCCUAUAGACAGAAGGUGCUCUUACCUCUUAGGGCAAAAUUAUCUUUUUGUUGUAGCUUUUACAGUAUUUUAGUGAGAAAAUAAUUGUCAUUAUGAACAUAAUUCCAUGGCCCUUUGUGUGCAAGGCAUAUUUUGAAUCAAAUACCUCAAGGAUAAAACCAUUAAUUUGUGAUCUUCAGCAUCUACAGGGAUUGAGGGGAAAUUACAAAAGAGAUGACAUGGGAGAUUCAGCCCAUUCCACUAAUACAUGUUGCCAAAUUCUGGCUUCACUCAGUAUUACCUUUUUUCUAAGCAUCAUUUUAAGUAGCCCAAUUAGUAGGGCUUCUUAAUGCUUUAAUGUUAGAGUGUUCAGGACAUGAAUAUAGACAAAAAACCUGUGAAACAUCAGCUAAAAUUUAUUAUGCUCCACAUUAAAAAAUACAUUUUUUUUAUUGAUUUCAGAGAGGAAAGGGAGAAGAGAGAGAUAGAAACAUCAAUGGUGAGAGAGAAUCAUUGAUUGGCUGCCUCCUGCAUAGGAUCCCCUACUAAGGAUUGAGCAAUGCAACCUAGGCAUGUGCCCUGACUGGGAACUGAACCAUGACCUCCUGGUUCUAAGGUUGGCAUUCAACCACUGAGCCACACUGGCCGGGCCACAAUUUUUAUACCUUUCAUAGACUAUCUUGCUCAUCUUGUUAACUGUCUUCAUCUGUGUUAAGUCUCUUAACUCACCCCUUUCUGAAGCCAUGCAGUCCUUUAAUAUCUUGGUCUCUUGUCUUCCUAAUAAAGUUUUAAGGAGGAGUGAAAAUACAAAUAUUCAGAGGGUACUGUUUGUAUGACUUUUUUGUGCUGUUUCUAAAAAUUUUAUUUUUAAGUGUUCAUUCUCAGAAAAACCUAGUAUUGUCCUAUAUGGUUGUAUUUUUUUUCCUAAAUGGUUGACACCUAAACUCACUAGCUGUAGCAUAAUAUCUCUGACUGAAUGAGCUCAUUCAGUGGAAAGGAUGUGUCUAUUUUUUGGGAUGUUAGUCUUCACUUACUUUCUAUAAAUAUGUCGUUGUUAAAAGAUGGUUUAGGUUGACACACAUUUCAUCAAACUUUUACUGUAAGAAUAGUACACCCUGUGGGUCAUGCAUACCACUGACAUGCAAGAAGCAGUAAGAUUGUCAAUAUCUUCACCACCACCACUAACCCACCCGUUAGUGCACCUGUUUUGAUAAUACGGUGUUUCCAAAUUCUACUUGCACAUUGUGAAGGUUUGUUAAAUAUGUAUUCAAUUAAUGAAUGACUAACUGAAGAGGGGAGAGAUUGAUCAUGAGUGACGGGCUGAGUUAUGAUUGAGAAAUUAAUGGAUUAAAGCAAUGGGCUGUGAAUGAAUGAUAUAUUCUAGCUUCAUGAUUCUUCAGUGGAGCUAUUGCUUAUUGAAUAAGUUAAUUUUAUACAGCUGCUUUGUUUAAGCUUGUUAAAUCCCAUCCAAGAAGUAUAGCUCUGUAAUUACCAAUUAAUUGUACUUUAAUACAUACUAAAAAUCACAGGACUAAUGAAGCCUGCUUGCAUUAAGAACACUAUUUUCUGUUACGAUGUUGCAGAAAAAUCUUACCAAUAUAGCUAGAGUCACUUAGGGGCAUCUGAAGAAAUUCUCUAAUUUUAGACUUGUUGAUCUGUACCAGUGAAUGGAGUCAUUUUGUACUUCUCCUUUCCCCUCCCAAACUUGAACUGUGGACCUUUUAGAUAUUUCUUAAACCUCUGUAAGUCAUUUUUUAAAUUUAAGGAUUUGAUACUUUGUGUUCCCUUUUUCUUUUCUAGGUUUUAGCAUUUUAUUACCUUUUUGGAAACUAUGGACACAGACUUUCAGUCAUAUUUCUUAUUCUUAUGGUACGGUUCUAAUUUUAAGUUAAAGGCUUCAUGAUUAAUAGGACUAAAUGUAUACAGAAUGUCACUAAAAGCCACUUAAAUCUUCAGAUAAGGGCUUAUGUAACAAGAUGUGGAAACAGAAGUUCUUGGAUUUGUAUGUGGCAUUUUGUAGGAAAGCAUAUAUAGGGGUAGACCUUGUGUCAUUUAGUAGAUAUAUUCAGGUCAUGUCAGCUCAUGCUUAUUGAGACACACACACACA
Molecule: messenger RNA, 3846 nt
Organism: Eptesicus fuscus (big brown bat)
Lineage: Eukaryota; Metazoa; Chordata; Mammalia; Chiroptera; Vespertilionidae
Gene: PTAR1
Product: protein prenyltransferase alpha subunit repeat containing 1
Exons: 8
Coding region: 90-1397 (435 amino acids)
Biological process (GO): protein prenylation
Cellular component (GO): cytoplasm
Molecular function (GO): protein prenyltransferase activity
Source: RefSeq, a predicted model, not a curated record